GGAAUAAAAUCUUGAUAAAGUGAGGAUGGAUGUAGGUUCGGAUACAUGGAUUUAUCCAGCAUCAGAUAAAGAUCGUGAACCCUGUUGUAUGGUUACGGAAGGAGCCUGGACAUGGUUCGGUUCAAUCCUUCUCACCCUGUUCCUUUUGGCGGUCUUCAACCUCAAAUACUACAGGAAGAUCGUCAGCAGACCAAAGAACUUGAAAAAGGAGGAGAAUGAGAAAGUGUUGAAAGAUUAUCUGUUAGCUCAUCAGCAAGGGGUUGGAUGUCAACUUCCAACUUCUCCGAUCACAAUCAAUGAUUUCAAGCAGGCCUAUCAGGAUAGACAGAAGGAUCUUGUGAUCUUCAAACUUGAAUUCUCCGCGGGAUUAGCUCCGACAGAAGAUCUAGAGACGGAAGUCGGUCGAACUCCGGAGAACCAGGUUCGGAACCGGAACCAGGAUAUUGUUCCGUAUGAUUACAACAGGAUUGAUGUUGAUGGGACGUAUAUCAAUGCUUCUCUUUGCACCGGAGUAGGUUCUAGGAACUAUAUAGUUACACAAGGACCCCUUGAGUCUACAGUUCCUGAAUUCUGGAGAAUGAUCUGGAAUGAGAAAGUUCCUGUUAUUGCAAUGCUGACAAGAACAUUCGAUUUUAUUAAAGUGAUGUGUGUACAGUACUGGCCUGCUGUACAUAAGUUUGAAAGAUAUGAAAAUCUGCUAAUACGAACCCUGUCUGAGACAAAAUACGCAAACUUUAUUGAACGACGGAUCCUGCUCCGUCUGGACGGAGAAGAGAACAGAGAGCUGGUUCAAUUUCAGUAUACGGACUGGGCCUGCUACGGAUUUCCUGUAAAUGAAACCUUGCUUGAUUAUCAGAGACGUGUAUCUGAAGCUCUAGAGAAUAGCAAAUCUAAAGGACCCUGUGUAGUGCACUGUAACGAUGGAGGAGGAAGGUCUGGAGUAUAUAUUCUUCUAGAUUAUAAUAUCAGGUUGCUAGAGAAUGAGGAGAAGCUUGAUAUUUGCAGCAAGUUCAUCAAAUUUAGGAGAGAACGGAUGGGAUUGAUAAAUACAGAACAUCAGUAUAGAUUAGUAUAUACUCUUAUACAUAGAUAUAUAACUGCAGGAUUAAAUAGGAAGAAAUGUAGUUUAAAGAACUUGAUUCAGGACGGAGAAAUUCCAGAUAAGCAGAUCAAGGAUGAGUUUAGUCUAGUAUUAAGUCUUGUCCCUGGAUUAGGACAGGGAGACUGUGCAGGGGCGCAUAGAGAAGAUAACAGGUGGAAGAAUAGAGAUUAUUUAAAUGUUCCUCCAGAUGCACACAGACCCUACAUAUCAUCAUUCCAGGGGAACUCAUGUACUGACUAUAUUAAUGCUGUCUUUGUAAACGGAUUUCUGAGAUCUAAGGAAUUUAUUGUGACUGAGUGGCCACUUCAUCAUACAAUCUCAGAUUUUUGGUCAAUGGUCUACGAUCACGAGGUUUCUACCGUCGUGGUUUUAGACAAAAUAAAACCAAGUGGAAGGUUUCCAGCUUUCUGGCCGGAGCAAGGCAAAUCUACCAAAUAUGGGCCUGUAUUUAGUGUAGAGAGUACUGGAUUAAAUAAUGAAAAUGAUGGAUUCUCCGUGUUCUCUCUGGAUGUGAGGAGACAUGAAUUAUCUCCACAUAGGAAAACCCAGGCUCCUUGUGUUGGAGAGAACCAAGGACGUCAAGCUCCUAUUCUCUCCUCUCUGGUCGCUGGUGUUGCUAUCCCACCCCGGAGAUGCAAGAUUUUCCAAAUAGAAACAUGGCAUUCAGGUUUGCUCCCCCUGCUACAAGGAGUAAAGGAUUGGGAGCUGGAAGAUUCAGCUCAUCAACCUGUUAUUGUUGUUUCAACAGACGGUCGGAGCAAGGUUGGAGUUUACACUCUACUAUCCUACUGCAGGGAUCAGAUACAGAGGGAGAACGAGUUUGAUAUUAUCCAGGGAGCUGCAACCAUCAAAUCCCACCGACCCAGUUUACUCAAAACUGUUUCAGAGUAUAAAUUGGUUUAUCAGCUUCUCAAACAGUUGGUCAAAAAACAGAUGAUCAGUACUUAAAUCAGCUGCUAGUCAAUCAACCGAACAAAUUCAGAAGUUCACCAGCUCUUUAUCAGCCCGGAUAGAAAAACAGUUUAUCAGCUUCUAAACAGCCGAAAAGACUGCAAUUUAUCAGCUUUUAAACCACUGAAAAGACUGCCGUUUAUCAGAUUCUAAACAGCUGAUGAGACAGCAGUUUAGCAGCUUCUAUACAGCUGAUAAGAUUGCAAUUUAUUAGAUUUUAAACAGCUGAUGAGACUACGAUUUAUCAGUUUCUAACCAGUUUAUUCAAUUAUUGAUAUUCCAAAAUUAUCUUAUUUGUUUGUUUAAAUAUGUUUUCUUUAUUAUUUAUUGUUAUUUCAAUAAAAAACUUUAAUUCGAA
This is a messenger RNA of Eurytemora carolleeae, 2411 nucleotides long. Its product is annotated as receptor-type tyrosine-protein phosphatase F. Gene Ontology annotation, biological process: protein dephosphorylation. Gene Ontology annotation, molecular function: protein tyrosine phosphatase activity. NCBI's taxonomy places the organism in Eukaryota, Metazoa, Arthropoda, Copepoda, Calanoida, Temoridae. The transcript is spliced from 19 exons. The coding region runs from base 26 to 2050 and encodes 674 amino acids. The record is from RefSeq and is a predicted model, not a curated record.